Strongylocentrotus purpuratus (purple sea urchin) is the source of this 3665-nucleotide messenger RNA. RefSeq names its product rho GTPase-activating protein 26. The record is from RefSeq and is a predicted model, not a curated record. The transcript has 30 exons. Bases 155 to 3313 code for a protein of 1052 amino acids. Gene Ontology annotation, biological process: signal transduction. NCBI's taxonomy places the organism in Eukaryota, Metazoa, Echinodermata, Echinoidea, Camarodonta, Strongylocentrotidae. Gene Ontology annotation, cellular component: cytoplasm. Gene Ontology annotation, molecular function: protein binding; GTPase activator activity.
UUUACGGGUUACGCUAUUCGCCGUAUAUUUCCAAUCUGGCCUAGCCUGCAAUAUGGAUGUGUAACCAUUGGAUCCUAUACGUACACUGCUGCAAAUGGGAAGCGCCCACUUUUAGGAUUUUUACAAUAUACAUGGAAUUUACCCCACAAUCAUCAUGGUUUUGUCACCGCUUGAAUUUAGUGAAUGCUAUCUAGAUAGUCCUGAGUUUCGGGAGAAAUUACGGGCUCAUGAAAAUGAACUGGACAGGACUAAUAAGGCGAUCAAGGAGCUCAUCCGCGACGGGAAGGCUCUGCUUUCUGCUGCACGAAAUCUCUCCAAGGCACAGCGAGCCUUCUCAGAAACUCUGAUGAACUUCAACUUUGAGUGCAUCGGUACUUCACAAACAGAUGCUGAAAUUGAUAUCUCACAAUCCCUGAAGGAGUUUGGUCGUCUUAUUGCCUUGAUUGAAGAUGAGCGGGAUCGAAUGCUGGAACAUGCCAAAGAUCAGCUCAUUGUACCACUGGAAGCCUUUAGGAAAGAGCAAGUUGGUCCUGCUAAGGAAGGAAAGAAGGACUUUGAAAGACAAACUGAGAAGUUCUGCAAGUCUCUUGACUCGUACGUCAGUCUCUCCACAAGAAAAAAGGAAGCUUCUCUACAAGAGGCUGAUGCUACACUUGACAUGGAGAGGAGACAGUUCCAUAAAGAUUCCCUCUGCUAUGUCUUCAAAAUGCAACAAGUACAAGAGAAGAAGAAGUUUGAGUUUGUUGAAACGUUAUUAGGAUUCAUGUACAGCUGGCUGACAUUCUACCAUCAAGGUCAUGAAGUGUCACGAGAGUUCAAACCGUACAUGACAGAGCUUCAGCUGAAAUUACAGAAUAUUCGGGCAGGUUUUGAUGCAACGAAGGAAGAAGCGGAGAAUCUCAUGCACAAGAUGAUGGAAAAACCACAUGAAAACAGGAAGAACAAGUCAACGCAAGAAGGCUAUCUAUUUAUGUAUGAAAAACGAGCACUGGGUUCCAGUUGGAUUAAACAGUACUGUCUCUACCACAAGGAAUCCAAGAAACUCAUCAUGCAACAAUAUGUACAGACCCUACCAAAAGUUACCUCAGAGGAAGUCAUAACAGUUCUAACAUGCACAAGAAGAAUGUCAGAGUCGAUAGAAAAGCGGUUCUGCUUCGACAUCACUGUCAUGGAAAAACCCAACGUAUUAACCUUCCAAGCUGUCACAGAGGAAGAGAGAUCACAAUGGAUGCGUUCAAUGGGUGGCAAGGAACCGGUCUACUUAAAUCCAUCACUGAUCUCCAAUUCAGAUGAAAAUCUCCUCAACGACAUUGGUUUUCACUUCAUCAGGAAGUGCAUAGAAGCCAUCGAGAGUAGAGGUUUGGAUGACCAAGGUCUGUACAGAGUAGUAGGGGUCAGCAGCAAAGUUCAAAGGUUAACCUCGGUCUGUCUAGGUAAGGGUAAGUCAGUAGAUAAGAGGAAACCUCAGAACGUGAAUCUGUCGGACUCUGGUGAAUGGGAGAUCAAAACAAUCACUAGUGCACUCAAGAACUACUUCAGGAACCUGCCGGAGCCUCUUAUGACGCACAAGAACCAUGAGGAGCUGAUGUUAGCUGCAAAGCAAGAGUCGAAGACCUUGAGAGUGAAUGACAUCCAUGCCAUCAUACACACACUUCCAGAACCCAACUUUGAGAUGCUUGACCUGGUCAUAGGUCAUUUAAACAGAGUGGCAGGUAACUGUGCAAAGAACCUGAUGACGGUAGCAAACCUUGGCGUAUGCUUCGGCCCAACCCUGAUGAGACCGGAAGAAGAGACGAUGAAAGCCAUCAUGGAAAUCAAGUUCUCCAACAUCAUCAUCGAGAUUCUCAUAUCAAACUAUCAAAAGAUCUUCAAGACCACUCCAGAUGGUUUGCCUCCAGCCCUGUCAACCAGGACACCUACCACCAACUUCCCCAAUUCAGCCUCUUCCUCCAUCUCCUCCUCCUCAAGUGCAUCCUCAUCAUCGAGGGCAUCACCGAGGCAUGCCACACCCAACUCCACUCCUAAAGAUGGAAGACAGGCGACUCCUACAGAUAGCACCGGUAGUACAGUGUCACGGGAACCGUCUCCUAGAAGACCAGGUGAAACCAAUAAGAACAAGUGGAAUAUUAGGUUGAGGAGGACGGACAGUGCCAAUCGGGCCAAUAAUAAUGCCACGCACCUGCACAAUGGGAACAAUGGGGGCGUGACACAGACCCUUCCACGUGCCCCACCUUUCAGGACAACAGGCAAUAGCAUGUUCUAUACCAAACCCAUGCAUUCCCCUCCACCUGUCUCACCGAAGCCAAAGUCUCCCCCACCUGUGACAUAUCGGUCUAGGACUCCCCAACCAAUAUCACCUACCCAUAGCAAUGAUUCUUUUCCACGUAGUGUCACUCCCAGCCUGGGUCCUAUCUCGGGUCCUAUCUCACCUAGUUUCAAUCACAACACGGACACUAAUCACAGUGAUAUUCCAAUUUACAGUCAGGUUGUCAACUAUCGCCCUCACAAAGCACCCCAUGUAAACCACCCCAAAGACAUGCCAGUGUAUGGAACAGUGAUGAAGAAUCCUCCUCCUGAGCAGCAUGGCAUGGAAGGCAACCGAUCGGGGGAACAGUCUAUGUUGUUGGAAUCGGGACGGGUGGCGGCGCUCCGUCGUCGCUUCCUGUCGGCUCCUCGCCCAGACAAGCCAGUUGAAGCACAGUACAGCAGUAGCAGUAGUCAUGAGUCUAUAAGUUCUCAAUCGUCGCUGUCUACACAUUCUUCGAAUUCCUCACCACCGACCAGUAAGAAAGCUAACUCUCUUUCGACAGUCUUUUGGAGGUCAAUACAAAUGAGGAAGUAUCCAAAGUAUCACACAUACCAUGGCAAAAGCCCUCCCCAAAGUAUGGAUGAGGACCGGACUAGCCCCCUAAGAACGUUUCGUUCACCCUCUGAGCUCCCACGAACAGGGGCACCGAUAUCAAGACCUCCGUUAGCAAGAGCGGAUGAAGUGGACAAUCAUGAAGGACCAAUAAGAUCUAAGAGUGAAUCAUCUAGUUCAAGCGCAUCAUCAUCAUCACAGCGUAGCACUGGACCAGCAGCAUCCAAAGGAACCCCUGGUGAUCAGUCCAUUUACGACUCUGUGGGCAAGAAGGGAAUAUGCGUGCGGACUUUAUACGCAUGUGAUGCUGAUAAUGAGUCUGAACUAUCUUUUCAACCGAACCAGAUCAUAGUCAAUGUACGGUCAUCCAAGGAAAGAGGCUGGUUACUUGGUACGCUGAACGGCAAGACGGGACUCGUACCAGAGAACUACGUCCAAGCGAUAAUACAGUGACACUGAAGAUCGCCCUCGCCCAGUUAUACGCACAAGCCAAGUGCGCGAGGGAUCACGUUGGGAUAGGGGAUCAUCAGAGACUGAAUACGUAGACAGUUAGAGUCAUCUUGACUGAUUGAGAAGCUACAUCGUGAUGUCAUGCAAGGGACAGAUAAUCAUAGUCAUGAUAUGAAGUCAUUUUCUGGGCAUAUUGAAAGAUGAUACCUGGCAUGUUAAGAAAAUAAUUUCGUACAUGAAUUAAAAAAGAAAGAAAACAAUUUCUUGGUUUUACACAUUUUCAAUCAUUUUUUGGAGUGAAAUGCACUUAAUUUCCUUUUUUUUCUGAGUGAGGGGUAUUCUGUUAUUUAAAAUG